Messenger RNA from Lodderomyces theae, 1128 nucleotides. RefSeq lists its product as uncharacterized. Lineage: Eukaryota; Fungi; Ascomycota; Pichiomycetes; Serinales; Debaryomycetaceae. Gene Ontology annotation, molecular function: protein heterodimerization activity. Gene Ontology annotation, cellular component: transcription factor TFIID complex. Gene Ontology annotation, biological process: transcription initiation at RNA polymerase II promoter. Bases 1 to 1128 code for a protein of 375 amino acids. The transcript has a single exon. The record is from RefSeq and is a predicted model, not a curated record.
AUGACUUCGAGUAUCAAACCGUGGGAACAGUCGCCAGCCGACGCACAAUUGGUAAAGGUGAUUGCCGUGAUACUAAAAUCGAGAGGGUAUCAUUUUACAGAGGAUUUCAUGAGCCAGAUGUUUGAUUUGGCCACUGGUUACAUCAAUCACCUAUUGUCGGACUUGCUAGAGUAUACGCAGUUGCAAAGGCGGCGAAAACCAUCUCUUUCAGAUAUAAGGCUUAUUUUGGAAGAGAAUGAUCUUCUGCCAAAUGCCUUGGUGCAGCAGAUCCAGAUUAGUAGGGGCUUGUCUGAUUUACACCGACAGCAGAUUCAGAAGGUGACCUCAAUUGAAGUACCCAGUGACGAUGAGUUUUCCUUAAAUGAGCAAUACGCAAUAUCUGAAGUUGUGCCAAAUAUAAGAACAAAGCCAAAAUACAUUCCCUCGUACAUGCCCGACCUACCUCCUGAUUACACAUACCAGUCGACUCCAACCUUCUCGCAACCACUUACCGACCUCAAGCAGCUUCGAAGGAAAUUGGUUGAAGAAUCAAGACUUACGGAGAAGUCAUUGUACAAGUUGAUCGAAAGCGAUGCUAGCGAUUUGAAGUUGAAAGCCGAAUUUGAAAAAGAGUUGACGGAGUUGGCGGAGAAGGAAAAUACCACCGACGUGCCGGUGGAAGAAGUACCAAAAGUUAAAGAAGAAAUUGCUGAAGGGCCGUCAAAUGCAGUAGAAGAGUCUACUGGUACUUCCAUUGAGGAGCCAGUAAACAAAUUUGAUUUUAUAAAAUAUGCCCAGAAGCGGAAGGAGUUACGGUUCCGAAAGCAAGCCAGACUCGAGGAGCAGCAGAAAAAGAGGGAUACAGACAUAUUCAUGAAAGCUGAGCGUUAUUAUAGCCCAUAUGCAACAGAGAAACCAACAGCGCAAACGGAAAAGUAUUUCAACAAUAUCUUAAAUGACGAGUUCAAAAAGGUGAUUGUUUCGAUUCGGUCAGAAGAGGAAAAGAAACGAAAAGAGUUGGAGGCUCAAAAGGAGUUGAAAGAGAGGCAAGAGAGAGAGUUUAGAGAGCAAAAUGAAAUACAGUUUCAUUUUCAACAAAACAAUCCAGACAGUAGCGACCUCGACAGUGAUGAAAUGGAAGAUUUUUGA